UUUCUUAUUGUCCUCAAAAAACAAAUUAAAAUGGCCUCACGCACAUUCUCCUUUGCCAGACACGCCACAAAGUCUAUUUCAACUCACAACAUAAACAAAUUCACCCGCAGCUGGUUCCCAACAACAUCACAAAUCCAUCGCCAAGUCACCACUGUGGUCAAUGCCACAAAUGCAACCUACCCUCCUUAUUUACCCCUAUUUGCCUUUGUCGCACCAAAACCCUUGGUGAACCUGGUAGAUUUUACCUCCACAGAAGGAAAACGGUUAUUUAGAGGAGCCAUGGAUCAAGGCCAAGCAGAAAGCUUUUUUAAACUUAUGGGAAAUUUCUCAACGCAAUCUUCACCUGCCCUUGCUGGUGUCAGCUCACUCGCCAUGGCUUUAAAUGCACUCGAAAUUGAUCCCAAACGUAUCUGGAAAGGAAACUGGAGAUGGUUCUCUGGUGACCAGCUAAAGACAUGCUCUCCAAAAGAAUCAGUAUAUAAGCGUGGAAUUCCUUUUGAUGAAUUCACUUGUCUUGCCCAAACCCACUGCAGUGUCGAGCCUAAGCGGGCCUCAGUAGGAGGUUAUAAUCAAUUUCUUGUGGAUCUUGAACGUGUUACUUCGAACCCAGACAGCCAAAUGGUAGUGAAUUACGCCCGGUCCCACCUGGGACAGCAAGGAGAAGGACAUUUCAGCCCGAUUGGCGGACACAACACCAAGGAUGGAAUGACACUUAUUAUGGAUGUCGCUCGUGUAAAGUACCCAAGCGUCUGGGUUGACAGCCGUACAUUAUAUGAGUCGAUGUUAUUGCAAGAAGAAUCUGGUGGAAGUCGAGGCUAUUUUGUACUCACACCAGGACAACAGAUUAACUCUGCCGCUUCGUCAUCCACGGGUGGUGGUUCUGCUGCUAAUCGCCCCCUCAAAUGUAAUCAAUGCUCUCGUUUGUGCUCCAAAAAGAAGAGAAGCUCCUAAAUUCCCAAAGAGCCAUGAGCUUGCCAUGUUCUCUUUAUGUAUACAUGCACAUAUACACAACCCACCUUGUAUUAUAAUUGUUUAUAAACCCCCUUCCUUUUAUAUAUAUAUGCACACACACACAUACACAUCCACACAUAUUUAUUUACUUAUUUAUUGUUAUUAUUGAUGAAACAAAUCCUAUUUAAGUCUCAACCAAUCGCUAUCCCCUUACUCUACCUCCCCUAGAAUUAUACUCCACUCUUAGCGAUCCUAAGCUUAGAGUGAAUAAAAAUAAAUAAUGAAAUUCAAAUUCGAAAUUCGAAAUUCGACAUCAACAUCAAAAUCAAAAUCAAAAUCAUAAAUCAUAAUACAUAUAUAUAGAGAGAGAGAAAAUACUUGUGUAUGCUUAUGCUUAUGCUUAUGCGUAUGUGUAUGUGUAUGUGUAUGUGCGUAUGAG
Phycomyces blakesleeanus NRRL 1555(-) is the source of this 1390-nucleotide messenger RNA. RefSeq lists its product as hypothetical. The transcript is spliced from 2 exons. NCBI's taxonomy places the organism in Eukaryota, Fungi, Mucoromycota, Mucoromycetes, Mucorales, Phycomycetaceae. Gene Ontology annotation, molecular function: metal ion binding; glutathione gamma-glutamylcysteinyltransferase activity. The coding region runs from base 31 to 951 and encodes 306 amino acids. Gene Ontology annotation, biological process: phytochelatin biosynthetic process; detoxification of copper ion; response to metal ion. The record is from RefSeq and is a predicted model, not a curated record.